This is a messenger RNA of Nematolebias whitei (Rio pearlfish), 1579 nucleotides long. It is a transcript of the gene casp8, whose product is annotated as caspase 8, apoptosis-related cysteine peptidase. Gene Ontology annotation, molecular function: cysteine-type endopeptidase activity; protein binding. The coding region runs from base 176 to 1561 and encodes 461 amino acids. The record is from RefSeq and is a predicted model, not a curated record. NCBI's taxonomy places the organism in Eukaryota, Metazoa, Chordata, Actinopteri, Cyprinodontiformes, Rivulidae. The transcript is spliced from 12 exons. Gene Ontology annotation, biological process: negative regulation of extrinsic apoptotic signaling pathway via death domain receptors; proteolysis.
ACGUUACGUCAUUUCCUUCAAAACUGAAACCAUUUUUCGGCGGCAGUCUUUAGGAAGACUUAACUAGCAAAACGAAGAUUGUAUUUAUGAGUGUUUUUACUCAGGAGACGAAUUCCAUCUAACCCGAGAACAGGAAGCUGAACUCCAGGUGUGUGCUGGUGGCAGCUGGCAGGAGAUGGACCUGCUGCUGUUGUCGCAGAUUGACGAGGAGCUGGACUCCUCUGAGGCGGCAGAGCUUUGCUUCCUGUGCAGUGAUGUUGUUAACAGGAAGCGGCUCGAGGGGAUCACGGAUGCCAAGGGGCUGUUCUUGAGACUGGAGGAGAGAGGACUGCUGGAGAACUCUUCUUUUCUCUCUCAGUUGCUUCACACCAUCCAUCGAGCGGAUCUUCUCAACCUGCUGAACUCUGAAGGCAGAGGACAGGAGGAGACUGACGCUAACCCUAUCCUGUCCGACUACAGGGUGAUGCUGUACAGAAUACAUGAGAACAUGACUAAUGAGAAUCUGGAAAAGAUUAAAUAUCUACUGAAGGAUGAUCUGGGCAAAAGACACAUGGAGAAAAGCAGUACAGCUUUGGAUGUAUUUACUGAACUGGAAAAGAUGGGCGUCAUCUCAAGAACAAAUGUGAAUAAACUCCAAGAGAUUCUGCUCAAGUGUGAUAAACAGCUGGCUGUGACUGUGGAAAGCUACAUGGACGCCGUUCAGCAUCAACAGAGACCUCCAGGUGUCCCUCCAGCUCGUCAAUGUCCACAGAGGCCCAACAACACCCAUCUGCCUCAGAUGAGCUGUGGUGAAGUAGGUGUUUUCUUUGAUUCACCUGGGGCCUCACAGUGUGAUGAGGUGGAGUUCUACAGUCUGACUCGUGAACCUCGAGGUUCGUGUGUGAUCUUUAAUAACGAGCACUUCCAGGGGAUGCUGACAAAUCGUAGAGGAACUGAAGAGGAUACAAAAACUUUGAGCUCACUGUUUGAGCGCUUCGGCUUUAGAAUCGAAACAUACAUCGACCUGAGCUCAGACGAACUUAAACAGAGAAUAAAAGACAUAGCCUCAAGGGAUUUUUCUAACGACGACCUUUUGGUUGUAUGCAUCCUUACCCAUGGAGAAAAGGGCUGCGUCUUUGGCUCUGAUGAGAAGAAAGUGUUCCUGCCAGAUCUGACAUCGCCCUUCACCAGUGACAGAGCCCCCACCCUGGCAGGAAAACCCAAAGUCUUCUUCAUUCAAGCAUGUCAGAAUGAAGGUAUCCAGGAGGACGCACAGAGACCCCCGGAGUCACAUUCUGGUCUCCAACAGGAUGGGACGUUGCCUGCAGGAGCAGACUUUCUGAUCGGCAUGUCCACGGUGGAGAACAACAAGUCAUUUCGGCACACUAAAACCGGCUCCAUCUACAUCCAGGAGCUGUGCAAACAGCUGACUAAAUCAGCUGAGAGCUCGGAGAAAGAUGACCUACUGACCGUCCUGACUCGUGUGAACAGGGAGGUCGGCAAAGGAGUGUAUGCAAGAAACAAACAGAUGCCGGAGCCCAGAUACACUCUGACCAAGAAGCUCGCCUUCAGAUUUGUGUGAGCUGCCCGAAAACAAAGA